This is a messenger RNA of Oryza sativa Japonica Group (Japanese rice), 1913 nucleotides long. Its product is annotated as organic cation/carnitine transporter 2. Gene Ontology annotation, cellular component: membrane. NCBI's taxonomy places the organism in Eukaryota, Viridiplantae, Streptophyta, Magnoliopsida, Poales, Poaceae. Gene Ontology annotation, biological process: transmembrane transport. The record is from RefSeq and is a predicted model, not a curated record. Gene Ontology annotation, molecular function: transmembrane transporter activity.
UCCAGGUGCAUCUCGCGAAAGCAGCCAAGAAGAGAGAGAGAGAGAUAGAGAGAGAGUAGAUAGACACUCCACUGCGGCAAUGGCCGACGAGGCCACCACCACCCCGCUGCUGGCGAGCUACAAAGCCAAGCCGGCGAAGGCGCCGUCCAUCGACGACGCCAUCGAGACCUACAUCGGCGCCACCGGCGCCGGGCAGCUGUUCAAGGCGAUCCUGCUGGCCUUCGCGUGGGCCUUCGACGCGCAGCAGGUGUUCAUCUCCGUGUUCACGGACGCCGAGCCGCGCUGGCACUGCACCGCAGGCGCCGACCCGUCCUGCUCGCCGGGCGCGGCCUCGCCGUGCGCGCUCCCGCCCGGCGCGUGGGCGUGGGACCGCCCGGCCGAGACGUCGGUGGUCUCCGAGUGGGCGCUCAAGUGCGCCGGCCCGGCGCUCGUCUCGCUCCCGGCGUCGUCGUUCUUCGCCGGAUGCCUCGCCGGCGGGUUUCUGCUGACGACGCUCGCCGACUCCCUCCUCGGCCGCAGAAAGAUGCUCCUGGUGUCGCUGGCGUCCAUGUCGGUCGCCGGCGUGCUCACGGCCUUCUCGCCGAACGUGUGGGCGUACGCCGCGCUGCGGUUCGUGUGCGGGUUCGGGAGGUCCAUGGUGGGCACGUGCGCGCUGGUCCUGUCCACGGAGCUCGUCGGCAAGCGGUGGCGCGACACGGUGAGCGUGGCCGGGUUCGUCUGCUUCACCGUUGGGUUCCUGUCGCUCCCGGCGCUCGCGUACACGUUCCGGGAGGCGUCGUGGCGGAGCAUGUACCUGUGGACGUCGCUCCCGUCCCUCGGCUACGCCAUCCUCCUCUACUUCCUCGUCCAGGAGUCGCCGCGGUGGCUGCUGGUGCGCGGCCGGAAGCACGACGCCAUCGAGACGGUCCGCCAGAUCGCGGCGCUCAACGGCGGCGGCGGCAUCACGUGCAGCUUCUCCAUGCUGCACGCGUGCGCCACGGAGCGCGAGGACGACGCCGCCGGCGGGGCCGGCGGCGGCGGCGGCGGCGUGUUCGCGACGCUGCGGUCGAUGUGGGAGCGGCGGUGGGCGCUGCGGAGGCUGGCGGCGAUCAUGACGGCGAGCUUCGGCGUCGGCAUGGUCUACUACGGGAUGCCGCUCAACGUCGGCAACCUGGGCUCCAACCUCUACCUCAGCGUGACGUACAACGCGCUGGCCGAGUUCCCGUCGUCCGUCCUCUCGUGGCUCCUCAUGGGCAGGAUCAACCGGCGGAGCUCGGUGGUCGCGCUCACCGCGGCGGCGGGGGUGUGCAGCCUCGCGUGCGUGGCCAUCCCGGAGGGCACCGGCGGGCGGAUGGCCGCCGAGGUGCUCUCCUUCUUCGCGACGUGCACGGCGUUCAACAUCAUCCUCAUGUACUCCAUCGAGCUGUUCCCGACGUCGGUGCGCAACUCGGCGGUGGGGAUGGUGCGCCAGGCGCUCGUGCUCGGCGGCGUGGCGGCGCCCAUGCUCGUGGCGCUCGGCCGGGAGCGGAGCUUCUGGUCGUUCGGGGUGUUCGGGCUCGCCGUCGGCUGCCUCGGGCUGUUCGCCGUCUGCCUGCCGGAGACGAGGGGGAGGAGCAUGUCGGACACCAUGGAGGAGGAGGAGCACAAGGAGGCCGCCGCCGCCAUUGGCGACAUGGAUAGCAAUGCCGACCUCGUGUAGAUCGAUCGCCUCCAACUCGCAUCUUGGCGCCGGAUAUUUGCUCGAUCGUGCUGGUCCAUGCGAAGCUGUCGCUCGCGUGGGGAAAAAGGGGAGAAACUACCCCAAAAAGGGAGAAACUACCCCAAGCAGUUGUUGGCUUUGUUGCUAUGCAAGGUUUAUUUAGUUCUGUAUGACAGCCAAUUUGGAAUAUGCUCAAACCAUUUGUUUAACAUCAAUGAUAAGCAAGUUGCUUCAA